AUGGUUCCAACUACAGCUUUUACCUUACACAGUUGGAAUUCAGCUGACAAUGGAAGCACUAUCGAAAAUGAAGAAUGGCUGGCAUUUCUGCAGAGAAAUAUGGAGGAAUUAUUAUCAGGUCAGUUAGAUUGCUUAAAAAACACUAAUUUAGUAUCUGUAGUCAUUGCUCCUCUACGAAAUUAUAAUGCUUCACCAAAAGUAUUAGAGUAUGUUGCCAAUAUGUUAGCUCUACCUUUUGUUGUUCAUGGGCCUACAGAAAAAGAAACCAAAAAUAUUGAAGAGGUUUAUUUAGAAGCAAAAGUUUUACCAAAUUUAAUAUAUGCUUUUAGAGUAAUAGCUAGAUGUAAAGAUUGUAGUCCAGAAUCCACUCCUAACAUGUCUACCGACAAAGAAAUUCGAUUUUCAUCUGUUUCAGAAUUAAGUGCUGAUGAUCUUCAAGCUUUAGAAGCAAUUUGCCUUUUGAUAUGUUAUUUAGUUCACAGUAAUGAAGACUUUUUGCUACAGUUUUGUGAUGCUGUAGCCAUAUUAAACGCCAUUCCAUUAGUUCAACAAUUUUUAAUGCUUGGUCGUAGAAAACUAAGAGUAGUGACUGAUUUUUUGGCAAUAUUGAACCUUGUACUUAUGCAAUCACCUGAAAAUGCUGACUUAGUCGAACAAAUAGUUUUAGGACUUUCAGCUUCAGGAGAGAGUAUAUUGGAAGUCAGUAACUUGUUGGUACAUCCAAGCCCUGUUGUUAAAUUUCGAACAUGUGAAUUAAUUAAACAGCUUGCCUCAUCCAAACAAAAUGUAUUGCUCAGUAAUGUUAGCUCGAAACUUGAACAAAAUUUAAAUUCUCUAUUACAUGAUUCAUCCGCUUCCGUUCAUAUGGAUGUUCUACAACAUUUAAAAAAAUUAGCUAUUACAAAAGAAGAGUAG
Molecule: messenger RNA, 915 nt
Organism: Pediculus humanus corporis (human body louse)
Lineage: Eukaryota; Metazoa; Arthropoda; Insecta; Psocodea; Pediculidae
Exons: 6
Coding region: 1-915 (304 amino acids)
Source: RefSeq, a predicted model, not a curated record